Messenger RNA from Thalassophryne amazonica, 9786 nucleotides. RefSeq names its product kalirin RhoGEF kinase a (gene kalrna). Lineage: Eukaryota; Metazoa; Chordata; Actinopteri; Batrachoidiformes; Batrachoididae. Bases 222 to 9191 code for a protein of 2989 amino acids. Gene Ontology annotation, cellular component: cytoplasm. The transcript is spliced from 67 exons. Gene Ontology annotation, molecular function: protein binding; guanyl-nucleotide exchange factor activity; ATP binding. Gene Ontology annotation, biological process: protein phosphorylation. The record is from RefSeq and is a predicted model, not a curated record.
GGAGGGGUGGCAGGAGGAGGAGGAGGAGGAGGGAGCUCGAGCGUCUCCGGUGGAUGGCAGCAGGAGAAAAAAGGAGCAGGAACAAUAGAGACAAACCGAGCCAGAGACGGAGAGCAAGAAAGAACGGCACGGAGAACAUGUGAGGAGGCGACCCGCUGGACUUUACGGCGGCGGACUUUCUCUUUUGUUUGGCGGCGGAUUUGACUGAACCGGAUUCCGGCAUGAACCCCGCAGAAGCGGCCGAGGAGGCGCCCAGCGACCCCGACAUUGAUGCCUUCUACAAAACAGGGUGCUUUAGGACUGAUGGCAUCAAGGCGUCUGAUGUUCUUCCUGUGUUAAAAGAGAAAGUUGCCUUUGUUUCGGGUGGGCGAGAUAAGAGAGGGGGGCCAAUUCUCACAUUUCCUGCCAGGAGCAACCAUGACCGAAUAAAACAAGAAGAUCUGAGGAGGCUGGUUACAUAUCUAUCUACUGUACCAAGUGAGGAUGUAUGUAAGCGUGGAUUCACCGUCAUCAUUGACAUGCGCGGCUCUAAGUGGGAACUGAUCAAGCCUCUGCUGAAGACACUUCAGGAAUUUUUUCCAGCAGAGAUCUGUGUCGCUCUGAUCAUCAAACCAGAUAACUUUUGGCAGAAACAGAAGACAAACUUUGGCAGUGCAAAGUUUACCUUUGAGACCAGCAUGGUGUCAGUCGAAGGUCUGUCCAAAUUGGUGGAUCCAUCCCAGCUAACAGAUGACUUUGAAGGGUGUCUGGACUACAACCAUGAGGAGUGGAUGGAGCUGAGGGUGUCACUGGAAGACUUUUUGUCCAAUGCUGUUCACCUACUGUCCAGAUUGGAGGAUCUACAGGAGCUUCUGUCCAAGAAAGAGUUUCCUGUGGAUGUGGAAGGUUCACGCAGGUUGAUAGAAGAACACACACAGCUGAAGAAGAAGGUGGUGAAGGCUCCAGUGGAGGAGCUGGACCAGGAAGGCCAGAGGUUGCUGCAGUGUAUCCGAUCCAGUGACGGUUUUUCAGGAAGGAACUGCAUUUCUGGUUCUGCUGAUUUCCAGAGUCUUGUGCCUAAGGUUGCCAGUCUGCUGGACAAGCUUCAUUCCACUCGGCAGCACCUCCACCAGAUGUGGCACGUCAGGAAGCUGAAACUGGAUCAGUGCUUCCAGCUCCGCCUCUUUGAACAGGAUGCAGAGAAGAUGUUUGACUGGAUCAGCCAUAACAAGGAAGUGUUCCUGCAGAGUCACACUGAGAUUGGACGAGAUUAUCAACUUGCUGUGGAGCUGCAGACUCAGCACAACCACUUUGCAAUGAACUCCAUGAAUGCAUAUGUGAACAUCAACAGGAUCAUGUCAGUGGCAAACCGCCUGGCUGAGUCUGGUCACUAUGCAUCUAGUCAGAUCAAGCAGAUCUCAGGUCAGCUUGAUCAGGAAUGGAAAAGCUUUGCAGCUGCACUUGAUGAGCGUUCCACUAUCCUCGCGAUGUCAUCUGUUUUCCACCAAAAGGCAGAGCAGUUCCUGACAGAGGUAGAAGCUUGGUGUAAAGUCUGCAGUGAAGGUGGUUUGCCAACAGAGAUGCAGGAGUUGGAACUUGCCAUCCACCGCCAUCAGAGCCUGUAUGAGCAGGUCACACAGGCUUACACUGAGGUGAGUCAGGAUGGCAAAGCCUUAUUGGACGUCCUCCAGAGGCCUCUCAGUCCUGGAAACUCCGAGUCUCUGACAGCCACUGCUAAUUACUCCAAAGCGGUUCACUGUAUCUUAGAUGUGGUUCAUGAGGUUCUCCACCAUCAGCGACGUUUGGAGAACAUUUGGCAGCAUCGAAAGGUCCGACUGCACCAGAGACUGCAGUUGUGUGUGUUCCAACAAGAUGUCCAGCAGGUGAUGGACUGGAUCGAAAACCAUGGUGAGGCCUUCCUCAGCAAGCACACUGGUGUCGGAAAAUCUCUUCACAGAGCACGAGCCCUGCAGAAAAGACAUGAUGACUUUGAAGGUGUAGCUCAGAACACAUAUACUAAUGCAGACAAGCUGCUGGAGGCAGCUGAGCAGUUAGCUCAGACUGGAGAGUGCGACCCCGAGGAAAUCUACAAGGCAGCCAGACACCUGGAGGUCCGGAUUCAAGACUUUGUGCGUCGUGUUGAAAACAGGAAAUUGUUGCUGGACAUGUCUGUCUCUUUCCACACUCACACCAAAGAGCUGUGGUCAUGGAUGGAGGAACUGCAGAAGCAGUUGUUAGAUGAUGUGUGCUGCGAUUCUGUGGAUUCAGUCCAAACUCUGAUCCAGCAGUUUCAGCAGCAGCAGACGACCACCCUGGAGGCCACGCUCAAUGUAAUUAAAGAGGGAGAAGAAUUAAUUCAGCAGCUAAGAGAUGCAGCUAUGUCCACAAACAAAACACCCCACUGCAGUUCUAUUGCACACAUCCAGGGGAUGCUGCAGCAGCUGGACGAGGCCCAGGGUCAGAUGGAGGAACUGUGCCAUGAACGCAAAAUCAAGUUGGACAUCUUUCUGCAGCUACGUAUAUUUGAGCAGUAUACUAUCGAGGUCACAGCAGAGUUGGAUGCAUGGAGUGAAGAUCUGUCCCGUCAGCUCACUGAUCCCAGUCGCUCAGGUGGUAGCAGUAAUGGAGGCAGCGGGGGAGGCGGUUCCUCCUCUGGUACCUCCGAUGAUAUUGGCCUUGCGGAGCAGCGACUGAAGUGGCACGCAGAGAGGAAGGCAACCAUGAACAACAUGACCUUUGAAGUGAUGCAACAGGGCCAAGACCUACAUCAGUAUAUCAUGGAAGUUCAGGCUUCAGGGAUUGAGUUGACAGGAGAGAAGGACAUGGACCUGGCCUCUCAGGUCCAGGACCUGCUGGAAUUCCUCCAUGAGAAGCAGCAAGAGGUGGAGCUCAAUUCACAGCACACACAUGCACGUUUGGAGCAGAACCUACAGCUACGUCAUCUACAGGCUGAAGUGAAGCAGGUGUUGGGUUGGAUUCGUAAUGGAGAGUCCAUGUUGAGUGCCAGCAUGGUAAAUGCCAGCUCUCUGUCGGAGGCUGAGCAGCUGCAGAGAGAACAUGAACAGUUUCAGAUGGCUAUUGAGUCUCUCUUCCAUGCUAACUCUCUGCAGAAAACUCAUCAGAGCGCCCUACAGGUCCAGCAAAAAGCUGAGAUGAUGUUGCAGGCAGGCCACUGUGAUCCAGAAGCUAUUAGGAGCUGUGCUGAGAAAGUGGCUGUUCACUGGCAGCAGCUGAUGCUGAAGAUGGAAGACCGUCUGAAGCUGGUCAAUGCUUCUGUGGCCUUCUACAAGACAUCUGAACAGGUGUGCAGUGUGUUAGAGAGCCUGGAGCAGGAGUAUCGUCGGGAUGAAGACUGGUGUGGAGGACAUGAUAAACUCGCAUCCUCGUCUGAGUGCGACCACCUUCUUCCCCUGAUCAGUAAACAUCUGGAGCAGAAAGAGGCCUUCCUCAAGGCAUGCACUCUGGCCCGGAGGAAUGCAGAGGUGUUUCUGAAGUAUAUUCACAGGAAUAAUGUCAGCAUACCUGGAUCAGCCAGUCACACCAGAGGACCUGAGCAACAAGUUAAAGCCAUUCUAAAUGAGCUGCUGCAGAGAGAGAACAGAGUCCUUCACUUCUGGACGUUAAAGAAGAGAAGGCUGGACCAGUGUCAGCAGUACCUGGUGUUUGAACGGAGCACAAAACAGACACUGGACUGGAUCCAGGAGACGGGUGAAGUUUACCUGGCCACACACACCUCACCCGGCGAGAGCAAUGAGGAAACACAGCAGCUCCUUAAUGACUACCAUCUUUUCAGGCUUUCUGCUAAGCAAACCAAGGAGAAAGUAAAACUGCUCAUCCAGCUGGCAGACAACCUGGUGGAGAGAGGCCAUGCCCAUGUGGCAGAACUGAAGCGCUGGGUGAGUACGGUGGACCGCCGUUACCGGGAUUUCUCCAUGCGGAUGUCCAAGUACCAAGAGAGCCUGGAAAGGAGCCUCGGUGUCAGCUCUGAGGACAGUAAAGACUUAGAACUAGACAUUAUCCCUGCAAGCUUGACAGAUGAUCCUGAAGUUAGGCUACGUGAACCCAACCAUGAGAUCAAUGAGGAGAAGAGGAAAUCUGCCAGGAAGAAAGAGUUCAUCAUGGCAGAGCUACUACAGACUGAGAAGGCCUAUGUUAGAGAUCUGCAGGAAUGUCUUGAGACCUACCUGUGGGAGAUGACUAAUGGUGUGGAGGAGGUACCACUUGACAUUGCCAACAAGGAGCACAUCAUCUUUGGAAACAUGCAGGAGAUCUAUGACUUCCACAGCAAUAUUUUCCUGAAGGAGCUGGUGAACUAUGAACAGCUACCUGAAGAUGUGGGUCACUGUUUUGUCACCUGGGCUGAUAAGUUUCACAUAUAUGUGGAUUACUGUAAAAACAAACCAGACUCCAGUCAACUUAUUCUGGAGCAUGCCGGCACCUUCUUUGAUGACAUCCAGCAGAGACGUGGGCUUGCAAAUUCGAUCUCAUCCUGCCUCAUUAAACCAGUGCAGAGGAUCACCAAAUACCAGCUGCUGCUGAAGGAGUUACUCUCCUGCUGUGAGGAAGGUAAAGGGGAAAUUAAAGAUGGCUUGGAAGUGAUGCUUGGCGUUCCCAAGAGAGCUAAUGAUGCCAUGCAUCUCACCAUCUUGGAAGGCUUUGAGGAGAACCUGCAGGUGCAGGGGGAGCUGAUCCUGCAGGACAGUUUCCAGGUCUGGGAUCCACGUUCACUGAUCAGAAAAGGGCGAGAUCGGCACCUUUUCUUGUUCGAGUUCUCCCUGGUCUUCAGCAAGGAGAUCAAAGACUCAUUCGGCAGAACCAAGUACCAGUACAAGAACAGAUUAUUGACUUCGGAAUUGGGGGUGACUGAGCACAUUGAAGGUGACCCAUGUAAAUUUGCCCUGUGGGCAGGAAGAACCCCAUCCUCUGACAAUAAAACUGUGCUCAAGGCUUCCAGCAUUGAAGCAAAACAGGAAUGGAUAAAGAACAUCAGAGAGGUGAUACAGGAGAGGAUGACUCACCUGAAGGGGGCGCUAAAGGAGCCACUUCAUCUGCCUAAGACCCCAGCAUUGAGCAAACCCAGAAAUAACAAUAGGAGGGAGGGAGGUGAAGAUGGAGACAGUCAGGGAGACGGCAGCAGCCAGCCGGACACCAUCUCCAUUGCUUCCAGGACAUCCCAGAACACUGUGGACAGUGACAAGCUCUCUGGUGGAUGUGAGUUGACGGUUGUCCUUCACGACUUCACAGCAGGCUGCAGCACUGAGAUGUCAGUCAGUACCGGCCAGACAGUGGAGCUGUUGGAGCGACCGAGUGAGCAGCCUGGAUGGAGUUUGGUCCGGACCACAGAUCGCAGCCCACCGCAAGAGGGGCUGGUUCCCAGCUCUGCACUGUGCAUGUCACACUCCCGCUCCAGUGUUGAAAUGGACAGUUUUUUUAGUUCGGGAAAAGAUAACUACCCUGUGAGUGGCUCUGAUGGAAAGACUGAGUCAGUGGCAAACCUUCAACCACAGCAGUCACUCAGCUCACUACAGUCCAGCUCUCCUGGUCCCAAACGCUCUGGGAAUACACUGAGAAAAUGGCUGACCAGUCCAGUCCGUCGCCUCAGUCACAGCAGCUCCAUCAAGAAACUUCCCAACAACAAGCAAAAGAAAUCUGGACCAGGAGCAGGGAAGGAGGAGAACAGGAAGAGCAUUGACCUGGGACAGCCAGAAUUUAGCCUUCAUGAUGACAUCACUGAUGAGAGGGUGCAGACUAAGGAUGGGAACAUCCUCUCUAAGUCAUCUGGGAUGCAGAGUGGUGGUGAGGAGGAGCAGGAUGAGGAGACGCACACACCUCUGCCCCCACCCAUGGAGAUCAUCAAGGACCCUUCAGCUCAGGAUGACAAGACUCUAGAACCGGGAGCGUACCCAGGCUUUUCGCCCCUCUCCCAACCAGAACAGCCCACUCCUGUCCAGAGAAACCCUGAGCUCGAGCAGAGAGCCAAAGCUCUGAGAGGACGGAUGUUUGUGCUGAACGAGCUGAUUCAGACAGAGAAGGAUUACGUCAAAGACUUGGGUAUCGUGGUGGAGGGCUUCAUGAAACGAAUAGAGGAGAAAGGUGUCUCUGAAGACAUGAAAGGAAAAGACAAGAUUGUUUUUGGAAACAUCCAUCAGAUCUACGACUGGCAUAGAGAUUUCUUUGUAGGUGAGCUGGAGAAAUGUCUGGAGGACCAGGAGCUACUUCCUGAGUUGUGUGUUUUGCAGGAGAGGAGACUCCAUAUGUAUGUGGUUUAUUGCCAGAAUAAACCAAAGUCAGAGUUCAUUGUGGCAGAAUACGAUAGCUACUUUGAUAGUAUCCAGCAGGACAUUCAGUCCAGACUGAGCAUCAGUGACUUCCUUAUCAAACCCAUCCAGAGGAUCACCAAGUACCAGCUGCUGCUCAAGGACUUCCUGAAGUACAGCUGCAAGGCAGGCAUGGACUGUGAACCAGUCGAGAAAGCAGUGGACUUGAUGUCUCAGGUUCCGAAACUAUGUAACGACAUGAUGAAUUUGGGCCGACUGCAGGGUUUCGAGGGUAAACUGACCAGUCAGGGCAAAUUGCUGCAGCAAGAAACCUUCUUUGUGACGGAGCAGGACGCGGGCGUGUUGUCACGAGCCAAAGAACGGCGGGUCUUCCUUUUUGAGCAGAUUGUCAUCUUUAGUGAGUUGCUCAGGAAAGGAUCAUCCAUACCAGGAUACCAGUUCAAGAAGAGCAUCAAGGUGUCCUACCUGGGUUUGGAAGAAAGUGUGGAUAAUGAUCCUUGUAAGUUCAUCUUGUCGUGUCGUGGAUCGUCUGAGCGUUUCACCCUGCAGGCGGCCAACGUUGACAUCAAGCAGGUUUGGGUCCAACAUAUCCAGGAGGUCCUAGAUGCUCAGAGCAACUUUCUCUCUGCACUCCAGUCUCCAAUCGAGUACCAGAAAGAGAAAAGUGCAGCAACAAGCACCUCCUCCCUGACCAGAAACCACUCAGCUUCUGGCACCCGAUCUGGUCUUGGUACCCACAGCCGGCCGUCCUCAGCAGUGGGGCUUGGAGAGAAGGAGCAGGGGAGGAGCCAAAUGAAAGUGUCUACCUCCAAUGGCGGUCCAUCAUGUUUUGAUUCCAGGGAUCGUGAUGGAAGCUGUAACGGCAUCAGCUCCAACCUGCUGGUGACUCAGGACUACACUGCGCUCAAAGAAAAUGAGAUUUGUGUCAGUCAGGGAGAGACAGUCCAACUCUUGGCUACCAAUCAGCAGAACAUGUACCUUGUUUAUCGAGCAGCCAACAGCCAAUCACCUGCCGCUGAGGGCUGGGUACCAGGCCACAUCUUGGGCCCAUCCACAAAGACCAUUAAAGACUCCUCUUCUGCAUCCUGCUUUUCAGCAGCAGUGGCAGAUGCCAACAACAUCAAGAAAUCUCUGUCGUGGAACACGCUGCGUUCCCGAAAACGCACAGAAGCCAAAGAAGUCACAACAGUGAGGCUCAGAGGUCAGGAGAGCGGCCUCCUCCGUAAGCCCAAAGAAACUACAACCCCUCCCCAGCUUCCCUCUGCAGCCACUGGGGUGAAGGGCAAAGAGGUUCACACUUCAGAGGACUCGGACUGUGAUGAUGACGUUGACCUGAAGACGGGCAUGGAGCUUCUCAACCCAAACUUCAUCCAGGAAGUGGCUCCAGAGUUCCUGGUCCCUUUGUCAGAUGUGGUUUGUGCAUUUGGGGAGACGGUUGUUCUUUGCUGUAAAGUUUGCGGUCGACCUAAACCCUCCAUCACCCUGAAAGGGCCUGACCAGAACCCGGUGACCAGCAACAGUCGCUUCACCAUAGAAAUUAGGGAAACAGGUGACAUCCUCUUGAAGAUUUGUAACCUGAUGCCUCAAGAUACAGGCAUUUACACGUGUGUUGCAGUUAAUGACCAUGGCUCCACCUCCUCCUCUGCCUCCAUUAAAGUGCAAGGUAUCCCAGCAGCCCCUGGGAGGCCAGUGGCUCAGGAAGCCAGCAGUACAGCAGUUAUGGUUCACUGGCCAGCGCCAGCUUCAUCCGCUCACUGCCCUGUCAGCAGCUACACUCUGGAGUACAGACAGGAAGACUCACUGUUAUGGCAGCAGGUCACCAGCAGCAGGGAGGAGUGUGUUCAGAUUGAUGCUCUGAUCCCUGGUGGCCACUACCAGUUCAGGGUACGAGCCUCUAACCGCUGGGGGUUGGGCCCACCGUCUGAAGCCUCCAACAUGAUGAUGCUACCUAGCAACAACUCUGGACAAGAAGGAGCAGGAAUCCAGUGGAAAGAAAACUUUGAGUCGACUUUCUCUGAGAUCUGUGAGAUUGGAAGGGGACGGUUUUCAGUGGUGAGAAAAUGUCUCAACAAGACCACCAAGAAAGAAGUCGCAGUGAAGUGUGUGAGUAAAAAGAUGCAGAAGAAGGAGCAGGUUGCUCACGAGGUCGACAUCCUCCACAGUGUGCAGAAUCACCACAUGGUGGCGAUAUUGGACACAUAUGAAUCUCCCACUGCCAUGAUGGUGAUUCUUGAACUCAUGGAUGAUGGUCGUCUACUCGACUAUCUUGCUGCCCAUGAUGAGCUGAUGGAGGAGAAAGUGGCGUUCUUCAUCCGAGAAACUCUGGAGGCGCUGCAGCACCUUCAUACCUGCCGAGUCCUGCACUUGGAUGUGAAGCCUGAGAACAUCUUGGUUGACCUCCAUGCUCAGAUCCCAUCCAUCAAGCUCAUCGACUUUGGCGAUGCUGUCCGACUGUCUGCCCACCGCCGCUAUGUCCACCUCCUGCUUGGCAACCCAGAAUUUGCUGCACCCGAACUCAUCUGUGGGACACCAGUCUCUGUUGCGACAGAUGUGUGGAGCGUCGGCGUAUUGACUUAUGUAAUGCUCAGUGGUGUUUCUCCAUUUCUUGAUGAGUCACCUGAGGAAACCUGUGUCAACAUCUGCCGCCUGGAUUUCUGCUUCCCAGAUGAAUAUUUCUGUGACGUGAGUCAGGCGGCGAGGGAUUUCGUGUCUUCUGUGCUUCAGCAGGACCCACGGAAGAGACCAAGUGCUACUUGCUGUGUGCAACACCCAUGGGUGGGCCGUGGGGGUGCACAUUGGGCAGAGUAUUCUAAAACACCUCUGGAUACAACACGACUGGCCACGUUUAAUGACCGAAGAAGACAGCUACAUGACAUACGGCCCGUUACGAAUAUCAAAGGACUUUUGAGCAGCAGCAUUGGUAACACACUGUGAUGGAAAGGAUCCUCCUCAUUAGGGAAAAACCUGCCAAACUAUCAGUACAGUUCUGACUGCUGAGGUGUUUUCAGGAAAAGGACAGCCUGACAUGGCUGCACGUGAAAAUAAAUACCCCAAUCAUCUCCUUCUGGGACAUAGUUUUUACAAUCUGUUGGCCAAGCGUCCACCUCUAAACCUAAAGACCAAUUCAAAACAGAUACAGCAUCCCUUUUUAACAAAUAUAGAUUAAUCAUGUUCUUAUAAUAUGGCAAAACAUGUCAUUUGGAUUUUGAUACUAAAACUAAGAAACUGACAAUAUCAGUAAACACUAUGAGUUUAUGUGAUUGUUAUUUUUGAGCAUAAUAUUGGUUGUUCCUGCCAAUUCCAGGUUCAUUGUUGAGCUAAUAUCAAAUUGGUUCCAUGAUUAUAUUGUGAACUAUUGCUUCAUGUUUAUUUGGGGGCAAAGUGCCCUCGCUCAGGGACAUUUGGGAUGUGGCGUCCACUGAUUUGUUUCCAGAAUCACUUGUCUUUAACAAAUGUUCAGUGGAAAUUGUCUAAUGAUGUAUUAUUGUAAUGAAUGUAUUUGCUUGGAUUCAGGAAGACUGGAUUGUAA